Molecule: messenger RNA, 930 nt
Organism: Zygotorulaspora mrakii
Lineage: Eukaryota; Fungi; Ascomycota; Saccharomycetes; Saccharomycetales; Saccharomycetaceae
Gene: PHB2
Product: prohibitin subunit PHB2
Exons: 1
Coding region: 1-930 (309 amino acids)
Biological process (GO): mitochondrion organization
Cellular component (GO): membrane; mitochondrion
Source: RefSeq, a predicted model, not a curated record
AUGAAUAGGUCACCAAGUGAUUUUCAGAAGUUUGCAAAGGUCUUUCAACAGCAACUAUCUCGGGUGCAGCAAUCGGGUGGGGGUAGAGGUCCCCGUGGAGGAGUUCCUCGUGGUUCGUUUACUGGAGCUGGCGCGUUAGUAUUAUUAGGUGGAUCUGCAUUAUUUCUAAAUUCUGCGCUUUUCAAUGUUGAUGGUGGUCACAGGGCUAUUGUGUACUCGCGCAUUGGUGGUAUUUCGCCAAGAAUUUAUAAUGAAGGUACUCAUUUUGUCAUUCCAUGGAUUGAAACACCUAUUGUUUACGACGUAAGAGCAAAGCCGCGUAAUGUAGCUUCUCUAACUGGUACCAAAGAUCUACAAAUGGUAAACAUCACAUGCAGAGUUCUUGCAAGACCUGAUGUUGCAGAACUUCCAACAAUAUUCCGUACUUUGGGUCAAGACUACGAUGAGAGAGUGUUACCUUCAAUUGUUAAUGAGGUUUUGAAGGCUGUUGUAGCGCAAUUUAACGCGUCUCAAUUAAUCACACAGAGAGAAAAAGUCAGCAGACUAAUCCGUGAAAAUUUAGUUCGUCGUGCUAGCAACUUUAGCAUUCUGUUAGAUGAUGUCUCCAUCACCUAUAUGACAUUCUCACCGGAAUUCACAAAUGCAGUUGAGGCUAAACAAAUUGCCCAGCAGGACGCACAGAGAGCUGCAUUUGUAGUUGACAAGGCGAGACAGGAAAAACAGGGUAUGGUUGUCAAAGCACAAGGUGAUGCGAAAUCUGCAGAAUUAAUUGGUGAAGCCAUCAAAAAAUCGAAGGAUUAUGUAGAGUUGAAAAGGUUAGACACUGCGAGGGAGAUUGCUCAGAUUUUGUCGCGCUCUCCAAACAGAGUCAUUCUUGACAACGAGGCAUUAUUAUUGAAUCCCGCCCUUGACAGCAGAUCGAAGAAAUGA